Molecule: messenger RNA, 1782 nt
Organism: Lodderomyces theae
Lineage: Eukaryota; Fungi; Ascomycota; Pichiomycetes; Serinales; Debaryomycetaceae
Product: putative ATP-dependent RNA helicase
Exons: 1
Coding region: 1-1782 (593 amino acids)
Cellular component (GO): nucleus
Molecular function (GO): nucleic acid binding; ATP binding
Source: RefSeq, a predicted model, not a curated record
AUGUUUGGCACCAGGUACGAUCCAGAAGAUCGUGAUUCUGUACAUGCUCUGAAUAGCAAGAGGAAGAGGGAAGAGGAACUGGAUUCAAGUGACAGCGAAGAGGAUGAGGUACACGUCAGUGAGGAGGGCAGAGAUGAUGCAACAACCGAAGCCAAUGAUAACUCCGAUCUCGAAACGGAAGAGACGCAAGCAGAAUCUGACCCUCUGUAUCAAUCCAAACAUCAAGCAGUAUUCAGCAAAUAUAAGCAAUCAGUCGCCGCAGUGGAGCAGUCUGAGUCCGCGCAUAACGAGGAUAAGGAGGAUGAUGAGGAGGAGGAGGAUAUCGUAGACACUCAAGACCUUGCUCCGCUUCCACAACCUCAGUUACCUCGAGAUAAGAAGCUCGCAUCAACGUCCCAGUACUCUAGGAACUUAGAUUGGCUAACGACACCGCAGUAUGUAACACCAGAUGAUAAACUUUCCUUUAGAGAGCUUGGUCUUGAUGAGGUUGUUUUGGAUAAUCUCACAUCACAAGGAUUGAGCGAAGCAUUUGCGGUGCAAGUUGGUGUUCUCAAGAGGAUGAUACCAGAAAUUGCAGCUAAUAAAAGGCGACCGGAUGCGUUUGGUGAUAUACUUGUGAAUGCUUCAACGGGAUCAGGUAAGACGUUGGCAUACUCCAUUCCAGUCAUUCAAGCGCUACAUAAUAGAGUCGUUCCUCGAGUGAGGGCUAUAGUAUUGGUGCCAACAAAGCCGUUGAUUAAUCAAGUGAAAACUGUCAUGUUGCAGCUAUCACUGGGUACUAAUCUAUCCGUCGUUGGGUUGAAAAAUGACAUAUCGAUCAAGGAAGAAAGUGAGAAAUUGGUGAAAGCAGUGCCUGAUAUCGUGAUCAGCACACCAGGAAGACUAGUUGAACAUUUGAAUCUAGGCUCAAUCAAUCUAACUUGCUUGAGGUUUCUCGUUAUUGACGAAGCUGAUAGACUUUUGAAUCAAUCUUUCCAAAACUGGUCACUGGUACUCAUAGACAAGAUUAACGAACAGCAAAAUCACGACAUAUCGAAAAGGUGGAGUUUGAGGACUCAAAAGUUGAUCUUUUCCGCAACCUUGACUACUGAUGCUGGGAAGCUAUCGAAUCUCAAUUUUUAUAAACCAAGGCUCAUCAUUGUCAACGAUACAGAACGGUUGGUCAAUGAAAUGUUUAGCGUGCCGCCAUUGCUAUCUGAGUAUACGAUUCAUUACGGAGUUGCCAAAAACUCGUUGAAACCAUUGAUACUUGCAAAAUUCCUCAUUUUUCAAGAUAAGCUUGCCAAUGUGCUAAUAUUCACCAAAUCAAACGAAUCGUGUAUCAGACUAUCAAAACUUUUGCAGAUUAUCAUGAAUGCACUUUCGAUACAAGUGAAUGUGGGAUUCAUCAAUUCAACAAAUAAUCGAACAUCUACAAGAGCUCGUACUUUGAAAGACUUUUCCAACCAAAAAAUCAACAUUCUCAUUGCAACCGAUUUGAUAGCGAGGGGUAUAGAUUUAACAACAAUAACUGAUGUUGUCAAUUACGAUCUACCAAACUCGUCGCGGGAGUACGUUCACAGAGUCGGUCGUACGGCGAGAGCCAAUCAUGCAGGUAAUGCUUACAGUUUUGUGUUUGGAAAAGGUGAAUUAAAGUGGUUCAACACAAUAUCAAAGGACAUUGGUCGUAGUGGAAGGGCAGUUGAGCCGUUCGAGAUGAAUUUAGGUAAUGUUAUCUCAAAGCAAGACGAGAAUGUUUACCAAAGAGCAUUGUUGGAUUUGCAGCAACAAGCAAGAAUGUGA